ACAGUCUAUGGCUACAGCCUAUUCCUGUGAGUACGUUUUUUUUCACCCAUCCCCUGCAAUACCACUUGGUUGUUAUGUGGUUAGUGCCCUUGGUUACCACAUUUGUACCCAUCAUGCAUCACUGCUAGGAGAGCUUUUGAGGUAAUUUGGGCUUUAAUGUUAUGAUCUCUCUUUAGAUAACAGGAUUGAAAUGAAACAUCAAUAGCAAAACUUCGAACGCUAACGGAAGGUGUAUGGAUGCAAAUAAGAUCCAACUUUGGUGAGUGAAUCAAAUAAAGAAUGGAGAAGGAACAGCACAACAUUGUCGUCUUCAAUGUUUCGAAAAGAGAGUUGUUUACUACGAAUAAUGGAUACAAAUCCAUGCAGAAAAAACUAAGAGCGCAAUGGAAAAUCCAAAGUAUGAAGGAAGAGCUGUCUUUGGAGAAGCUGAAGGGUGCCAAGCUGUGGAUAACAGCAGGCCCUAGGGAGAAGUUCACAGCAUCAGAGCUGGAGGUACUGAAGCACUACCUGGAUGGAGGAGGAAAUGUCCUGGUCAUGCUUGGUGAAGGAGGAGAAAUGAAAUAUGACACCAAUAUCAACUUUCUCCUGGAGGAGUUUGGAAUAAUGGUCAACAAUGAUGCUGUUGUGAGGAAUGUGUAUUACAAAUACUUCCAUCCUAAGGAGGCACUUGUGUCCAAUGGUGUAUUGAACAGAGAGAUAAGUCGGGCUGCUGGCAAAGUGGUCACGGGCAACAUUGAAGAUGAAAAUGUUGGAAACAAUGCACAGGCUCUCACAUUUGUGUACCCAUACGGUGCCACACUGAGUGUGAUGAAGCCUGCAGUGGCUGUUCUUUCAACUGGCUCCGUCUGCUUCCCCCUCAACAGGCCUGUCCUGGCCUUCCAUCGAGGAAAGGAGGCUGGCAAACUGGCAGUGUUGGGUUCCUGCCACAUGUUCAGUGACCAAUACGUAGACAAAGAGGAGAACAGUAAAAUCAUGGAUGUUGUGCUCCAGUGGCUCAUGGCUGAUAAUAUUCAGCUGAAUCAGAUUGAUGCAGAAGACCCAGAGAUCACAGAUUACACCAUGCUGCCAGACACAGGGUGCUUAUCAGAACAGCUCCGAGUGUGCUUACAAGAGGGUGAUGAAAACCCCAGGGACUUCACCUCACUCUUUGAUAUGUCUUUGUUCAAUUUGUCAACCGACACUUUACCGCAAGUCAUCAGUGCUUACAUGCAGCUUAACGUCAAAAUCGAGCCACUACAGCUGAUCACACCACAGUUUGAGACGCCUCUGCCUCAGCUCCAACCUGCUGUCUUUCCACCUGCCUUAAGUGAUUUGCCUCCUCCCAUGCUGGACCUGUUUGAUCUAGAUGAAACGUUCUCAUCAGAGAAAGUGCGCCUAGCACAGCUCACCAAUAAAUGCACAGACGACGAUCUUGAAUUCUACGUGCGGAAAUGUGGUGAAAUUCUCGGGGUGACUCCAAAGUUGCAUAAAGAUCAGAGGGAUGCCAAGCACAUCUUAGAACACAUUUUCUUCCAGGUUGUAGAAUUCAAGAAACUCAAUCAGGAGCAUGAUACUGACACAGAGCCACCCUUCACAUUGUGAUUAAAUUCAAGAAAAAUGUUGACUCUUAUCUUUUUCAACAUACUGUAACAUGACCAAGCAGGUGUGAGUAAAUUCUUUGGUAAAAGGGACCAUGACAGUAGUUGUGGACUAUGCGGUAGCAACAUGGGUACUGUUGUGUGCUUGUAACACCGGCCUAUUGUAUUUCAUUUUUGGGAAAAGAAAUAUACAAUACACUUCAAUAAAAAUUAUUUAUGCUUUUAUUUAAAUAGUCAAAUCUUUUAAGAAAAACAAGGCAUACAGUUCUCUACACAUGAUCAUGUAAAAGAAAAAAAAAAGAAAAAAACACGAGCUAGAACAUGGAUUUGUAGAUUUUGCUAGAGCAAGCAUGUAACCGUCAGACAAACAAAGUGUUUAAGGAAAAAACAAAAACUCAUGUACAGGCGAUACUUCAUUCCUCCCAAAUAUCUGAAUUUUCUCCUUGUUAGGAUUGUUUAGAGGGACUUCUUAGCCAUGUCAAGGAGAAACUUCAGCUAGUGAAUGUUGCGUAGACUGGGGUUUUGGACUCCAAGUCGCCUCCAGAGCACUGGACUCCAUGCCUGGUUUGGGGCUGUUAUCGGAUUUAAUCAAAGACACAUCCCAAGACAUUUGAGAGACAGUGAGGUCACUGUACAAAUGGUCAAAACAAGCAGGCUCUUUUUGCUUUUGAAGGAGCACCUGGGGAGUGGAGGACUUUCCCAGUAAAGGCA
Molecule: messenger RNA, 2288 nt
Organism: Etheostoma spectabile (orangethroat darter)
Lineage: Eukaryota; Metazoa; Chordata; Actinopteri; Perciformes; Percidae
Gene: ift52
Product: intraflagellar transport 52 homolog (Chlamydomonas)
Exons: 14
Coding region: 280-1581 (433 amino acids)
Biological process (GO): cilium assembly; intraciliary transport
Cellular component (GO): centriole; intraciliary transport particle B; cilium
Source: RefSeq, a predicted model, not a curated record